Messenger RNA from Triplophysa rosa, 1613 nucleotides. It is a transcript of the gene gng3, whose product is annotated as guanine nucleotide binding protein (G protein), gamma 3. Gene Ontology annotation, biological process: G protein-coupled receptor signaling pathway. The transcript has 3 exons. The record is from RefSeq and is a predicted model, not a curated record. Lineage: Eukaryota; Metazoa; Chordata; Actinopteri; Cypriniformes; Nemacheilidae. Gene Ontology annotation, cellular component: heterotrimeric G-protein complex. The coding region runs from base 175 to 402 and encodes 75 amino acids. Gene Ontology annotation, molecular function: G-protein beta-subunit binding.
UAGCAGAAUUGCAGUGCAUUGGACUGUACAGAACUGGGUAGCAUCCACACUGUCUAUGAGGGUGCGGUCCGGCUGCACUGAAAGCAACAUCACAGACAGAUAGAGAGAGAGGAGCAAUAAGGAGAGAAGAAGAGAAGGGGGAGAGAUAUCACCACAAGAGGAAUACAGCAAGGGAUGAAAGGAGACACCCCUGUGAACAGCACCAUGAGUGUCGGGCAGGCCAGGAAGCUGGUGGAACAGCUGAAGAUUGAAGCCAGUUUUUGUCGGAUCAAGGUUUCUAAGGCAGCAGCAGACUUGAUGGCCUACUGUGAUGCCCACGCAUGUGAGGACCCUCUCAUCACCCCUGUGCCCACCUCAGAAAACCCCUUCAGGGAGAAAAAGUUAUUCUGCGCUCUCCUCUGAGCAGGAAACAGGAAGAGCAGAAUUAGCCCAAUUUAGAUUUAAUGAUUUGUGUAUGCACAUCACACGACACAACACUUAACAAAACACAACACGGCAUUACACACUCAAAAUCAGGAUGAAAUCAAUUGACAGCACUACGGACAAAUAUCUAUGAUGUUUUGGAGGAUAUUGUUAUUCUCCUGUUUUAUAGGAAACCUUGUUCCUUUUCAUUAGGGCAGGGGUGUCCAGUUCUGCUCCUUGAGGGCCAUCAUCCUACAAAAUUUACCUCCAGCACACAUGAACCAGCUAAUCUAAUAAACUCUGCGUUUGAAAUCUCAUACUGUGACAGUAUGUACUAAAUUAAAUGAAUUACCUACUUCUUUAACAAUCAAACAGUAUGUGCUAUGUAGUAUGUGUGGGUGCACAUUUUUGGACAUACUACAUCUGUCAUGUUUGGAUCUUCAUGUGACCCGUAAAAACAACCGUGAAAUUAAUUUACAAAGGUGUUGUCAAACUAGUAUAGUUUAGUUGUGAGGAAUGUAUUUCUUGGUACUUAUAUCACUUCAACGUGAUAAGUUCUUCUCAGCUCACGUGGCCUCAUGGGUUUAAAAAAUGUCCAUCCGAUGCAUACUUAGAAGUAUUGGCAGAACUAAUAGACCUAACGGACCAUUCCGAUAUUUCUGUUUCAGACAUACUACUCAUUUCACAUACUAUAUACUAUGGUAUGCUAUAAGUAUGCCGUUUCAGAUGCAGGGUAGGUCAAGAUACCAUAAAAUUACCUGGCACGAAUGUGUGAUUCGGGUUGGAGUUAAACUAGGUUGGAUGGUAGCCCUCCAAUAAAAUCACUGGAAACCCAUGUGAAAUUCAAAAAUACUGAUAAGAAAAAUAAGAUGUAAACUUAUCAGUUAGAAUAACAAACACACACUGCAAGCACACAAUUUUGUAAUCAAUCAAAAGGAAAACGGCGUGGGACUGGAUACUUCAAUUAUUUACGAUUUCAAACAUUUCAUUAUGUUAUGGAGUUCUUCACAUAGCGUACUUUGGUGAUUUGCAAACUCUGUAUGUAUAUUAUGAUUUUUUAAAAUUAUUUUGUUUGAGAUGGCCAUGUAUGCUGGUAGACAUUUCUGGUUAACUGUUAAAGCUUUUAUAGUUUAAUUACUGUAAGAAAGUGAGACUACUAAUCACUGAAAAUACCACCAGUAAAAAUCCCCCUAAAGGGGUCUAUGAGGAAA